Molecule: messenger RNA, 1637 nt
Organism: Oryzias melastigma (Indian medaka)
Lineage: Eukaryota; Metazoa; Chordata; Actinopteri; Beloniformes; Adrianichthyidae
Product: src substrate cortactin
Biological process (GO): regulation of actin filament polymerization
Cellular component (GO): site of polarized growth; lamellipodium; plasma membrane
Molecular function (GO): actin filament binding
Source: RefSeq, a predicted model, not a curated record
UGGCUGGAACGCUGGGAGAGCCGGAAGAGCCGCGCGCAGACAGAGGGAGGACGGGAAGAUCCCGGCGCUCAGGUUUCUGUGUUGGAGCGGCGCAGCGAGCGGACACCGUCCACCGGGGAUAUCCCGCUUGUCAGCCGACUGAAGCUUCGUUCGUGGCAGACGUGUUCUUGGAUCCUGAAGAUGUGGAGGGCCACUGUGGGACAGAAUGUUCAGGUGAACGUAGAGGAUGGAGGGGAUGACUGGGAGACCGACCCCGACUUUGAGAAUGAUGUGUCAGAGAAGGAGCAGCGGUGGGGGGCCAAGACGGUGGCCGGCUCAGGACAUCAGGAGCACAUAGACAUCCACCACCUGCGUGAGACCGUGUCCACAGAGCACACCAGCCUGAAGCAGAAGGAGCUGGACACCAUGCCCAAGGCCUCGCACGGGUAUGGAGGGAAGUUUGGAGUGCAGCAGGACCGCAUGGACAAGUCUGCUGUUGGUCAUGACUACCAGAGCCAGCUGUCCAAGCACUGCUCCCAGACGGACACUUCCAAAGGAUUUGGAGGGAAGUUCGGAGUCCAGGCCGACCGCGUUGACCAGUCUGCUGUGGGCUUCGAGUAUGCUGGAAAAACGGAGAAGCACGCUUCGCAGAAAGACUACUCCACUGGGUUUGGGGGGCGGUACGGAGUGCAGGCGGAUCGCGUGGACAAGAGCGCCGUGGGGUUCGAGUACCAGGGUAAAACUGAGAAACACGACUCUCAGAGAGAUUAUGCAAAGGGUUUUGGAGGCAAGUUUGGUGUUGAGAGUGACAAGGUGGACAAGAGCGCCGUGGGCUUCGAGUACCAGGGUAAAACCGAGAAGCACGAAUCCCAGAAAGACUAUGUGAAGGGCUUUGGAGGCAAGUUUGGUGUGCAGUCGGACAGACAGGACAAGUCUGCGCUGGGCUGGGACCACCAGGAGAAACUUCAGCUGCACGAGUCCCAGAAAGAUUACUCCAAGGGGUUUGGAGGUAAAUUUGGAGUCCAGAACGACCGCAUGGACAAGAGUGCAGGCACCUUCGACGACGUGGAGAAACCCGCCCCAACUUACCAGAAGACCAAACCUGUGGAAGCUGCUGGCAGUAGCACAGGCAGCAUCAAGGCUCGCUUCGAGAACAUCGCCAAGCAGAAGGAGGAGGAGGACAGGAAGAGAGCAGAGGAGGAGCGCGCGCGCCGACAGGCCAAGGAGAAGCAGGAGCAGGAGGAGGCGCGCCGCAAGGUGGAGACCGCCAAGGCUCCAUCUCCUGUGCCUGCAGCCAGUCCAAGUCCCACCCCCAGCCCGACUCCUGCAGAGGCAGCGUUCCAGGACGUGUCUGCAGAGAAUGGUGAGCAGGUGUACGAGGUGGCCACCCAGAACCAGGACGCAGAAGAGAACCUGUACCUCAACCCAGACGAGCCCGCAGCAGCAGACGAUCAGCAGUACGAGUACGGCGAGGAUCUGGGGGUGACCGCUGUGGCUUUGUACGACUACCAAGCAGCUGGUGAUGACGAGAUCUCCUUUGACCCUGAUGACAUCAUCACCAACAUUGAGAUGAUCGAUGAGGGCUGGUGGCGCGGCGUGUGCAGAGGAGCCUACGGCCUCUUCCCUGCCAAUUACGUGGAGGUUCGGCAGUAGGGCGC